Prunus avium (sweet cherry) is the source of this 1221-nucleotide messenger RNA. Its product is annotated as F-box/kelch-repeat protein At3g06240-like. The record is from RefSeq and is a predicted model, not a curated record. Lineage: Eukaryota; Viridiplantae; Streptophyta; Magnoliopsida; Rosales; Rosaceae. Gene Ontology annotation, molecular function: protein binding.
AUGGAAGCCUUACCCAAGGAAAUUCUUACCGACAUCCUCUUGAGGCUGUCGGUAAAUUCGGUUUGUUGCAUCAGAUCUGUAUCGAAGGCCUUGUUAGAGAUAGUUGACGACGCCUCUUUUCCCACGCUGCACAUGCGGCGUCGCAUAUUCGAUAAUGUUCCUCAAGUGCCUCGACUUGUUCUUCUUUCUUGCUCUCGUUUUGGUGAUCAAAGGAUGCACCCAUUGAAAUACGAUGGCAACAACUUAUUGACAAGGAGCAAAAUUGUUUCCGAAUUCGAGGACCCACAGUUUUCUUAUAAGCAGGAUUUUGUUUUCUGCAACUUGUUUGGCUUUACUAAUCUUAAUACGGAAAAAAGAAGGUCAUGCUUGUUGGUGAAUCCUUUCAAGCGAGAAUUUCUAAUGCUCCCAACAACGAGUGACCUCCAAGUUCCGGCCAACAGUUUCUGCAAUUGUGAUACUUACGGCAUGGGAUUUGAUAUUAUGACCAACACCUACAAGAUUGUUCGUGUCUCUUUGUAUAAAAAGAGGGACUACCAGACCCGCGUGGUGACGGCUGAAGUUCUUGUAUUAGGGACAAGCUCAUGGCGGGAGUUACCCUCAGCUCCCUCUUGCUAUCCAUCCUACAAUAUGGCAGCAUCUACACAUGGAGAAAUGCAUUGGCUGGUUAGUGAAGAUGACAACACGGUACAUAUACUUUCUUUUGACUUCAAGAACGAGGAGUUCUAUUGGACUCCUCAUCCCCUCGCGUUAAAGAAAAAGCUGGAUCUUCCGCUUUUUAUUCACUUGCUUAAUUUCAAGGGAUCUUUGGCCCUAGUGGAUGUUUCUUCGUUAGAUAUAGAGAUAUGGUUAUUGGGAUUGAAAAAUUAUGAUGAUAAGAAGAAACGGGAGUGGGUGCUAAAUUACAAAAUAGAUAUCCAACAACAUCCUCUUUGUCUUGGGAGUCAUAAGCCUGGGCAGUUCAAGUUUGGCGAGUGGGAGCAAGGCAUAUUUUUCCACAAGGAGACCUAUCUUGAUAGGAGACGCUAUUUAUGUAGAAGUAUAUUCUUUGUGGAUCUAACAUGUAUGUCCAUUAAGAGUGUACUAAUCAUAGAUAGACAAAAUUCUACGGUCUAUAGUUGUACCGACAGCAUGAUUUCUCUAAAGAAUUAUGGAGAUCUGGUUGAGGUAGAAGAACAAAGGUACUCAACGGUUAUUCUUGAGAAUGAAGCAAUCACCCUAUGA